AUGCACAGCCGCCGGCGGCAGCGGCCUGGAGAUGGGCCCCAGAAGAACCUUCUCCUGCUCACUCGCCCGUGCUGGGCCUGCCCGCCGGGCAGUGGUGUCUCAGGGAGCUUGGAUCAAAUGUCAAGGCCUGCAUCGAGCUUAGAAGCUUAUCUUAGCUGCACAUUAAAUGCUGUGGAGUAGUUAACACCAGGGCUUUGCUCACCAAAGUUUGCUUCACCUGCCAGCUUGGCUGGUGGUCACCAGAGAGGCGUUUUGGAAGGCUGCUGUGCAGAAGGAAGCAAAGGGUGUAUUUCCAAUUCAGAUUCUGGAGAUGACAACACUGAAACACAGACUUCUGAACUGUGUGAGCUUCCCCAAGGAGACCUGAGCAGUGCAGGAGCAGCAAACUCUUCCAGCCUGGAAUAUUCUGGAGAGACAGAUGCAGAUCCUCUGAUUCAAGCAGCUAUAAGGAGAAUGAAUAAACUUGACACAAUACUGGCAAAAAAACAUCUGAAGGAGAGAGCAAUUAAAAAGCAAGGCAAAGAGAUGAGAGCAAAGCUCUGGGAAGAACUUCAGUCCCUCAGAAGCACUGGAGGCCAUGAGGAGAUGGAGAACACAAAACUGUUCUUAGCUUUGAGCUCAUCGUGGCAGGAUACAGCUGAGGCCUCCCAUGCUGAAGAAGAUGAAGUGUGUAGGUCAGUAUUUCACACCCCAGUCAGCCCAGGGGAUGAUGACAGCCAUAAGCAUAACCAAGAUCACCCAGGUGAGUUAGAAAAAGAUGAAUUCCUUCAGGAAGCAGAAAAAGCACAGAGUAAAAGUAAAACGAACCAGGACUUCAUCCUAAAGGACACUGAGCUGGCAAAGGAUUCAGGAAACCAGGUUGUUCUGCUUGAGGAUGAAAGGAAAAGGCUAACUGAACUAUUGAGAGAUACAGAAGAGGGCACUGAACUGCAAGGUCUUGAGGAGAGUGGCUGUGGCUGGCUGGCAUCAGGAGAAGGGUACACACCUGACCCAAUGGAGUUUCAUCAGCUGAAGGAGAUAGAGAGAAAGCUGCAAGUGCUGCUGUCGGGUGGGGGUCCCCCUGGCCUUUUUCCCAGCCACCUUUAUCAGGGGUCCUUGGCUCAUGCAAAGAGAGGCCCAGAGGCAGCUCCAGGUGAAAAGGUUCUGCGAGACCAUAAGGAGCAACGUGACCAGCAAAACCGCCUGAAAGCAAUCGGUCUGCAGCUGCAGUCCCUGGAGAGGAACCCCUCAGAGUCACAACUUGGCCUCUCUGAAGAGCAGCUUAAGACCCUUCUGGAGGAAUGUGUGCAGCCUGGGAGAACAAUAAGCAACGUUACCAUGCCAAAGUCUCAGGAAUCUCUUUCUCUUGGGUUCAGUCCCCCUUGUCACACGAGUCAGGAUCUUCACUCCACAUCUACUCCUUCCAAAAACUUAGUUGAAGACCAUAUUGUAGUGUUACUGGCUCGGGAAGAGGCUGGACUUGAAGACAAAAGCUCGUGUGUUAAUGCAGAGGAACCCCCUGGCUGCUGUCGCAGCAAAGCGCUGCCUGAUAGGCACUUACCAAAGGCUUCACUGGCCCAAAGAGGGGAUCCCGAUGACUUGGGAGGUUUACAGAAGAUGGGCAAUAAGAGCAUUGCUGAAGAUUACUUUAUGUCAAGGGCACUCAACAGCAAAAGGUUGGAGAAACCUCCUUUCUUGGGUGAGCCAUUGUAGUGCAUCAGCAGGAACAAUGAGCCCUGCACAGGGGCUGACAUUCCCAGCAUACCACUGCAGACCAGGGGAGGUGAGACUCCUAACAGCCCUUUAGAAUGGGUUUUUGACUGCAGUGAGAAAGCCCAAGCCAGUUCUCACCAGAAGUAUGCACCGGCAUUGCCCUGA
Dryobates pubescens (Downy woodpecker) is the source of this 1857-nucleotide messenger RNA. It is a transcript of the gene FSIP1, whose product is annotated as fibrous sheath interacting protein 1. Lineage: Eukaryota; Metazoa; Chordata; Aves; Piciformes; Picidae. The record is from RefSeq and is a predicted model, not a curated record.